AUGCUACGCAAUGCAACCCGGGCUGGAUGCCCUAGAUGGAGAUUGUCUGCUAGACUUCCCUCGGCUCUGCAAAGAUUAGCUUCAACUCGAUCGAUGAGACAGAAUUCGAAGCCUUCUCAACAGUCGGUUCUACCUACCAAUAACGCAUACCCAGCCAUACUCGCUUGCUUACAAUGGCAUAGAAUGAAACAGGCCAAAACUUACUCUCCUCGCCGCGCUAACCCGACCCCGUCCUCAACUCCAGCCCCUGCUCUCGAAACUGCCGAUAUUAUAUUCAAGGCCAGGAAGACACCCUUGCUCGCAUCCGGUGUUGUGGCUUUGGGCCUGGGCAUAUACAUAAGCCUCCUGGUCUCCUCACUCUGUUCGUCGCCUUGCUGCCAAGGUUCGGAAUCAGGCCCAGAUACUGUUCCCAAAGGGCGUCCCAGCAAUGUCUUUACCAAGGAGUCGGCUCGGAAAUUCGACCAGAGUCUCGAUGGCUCUGAGUGGUUGAUGGGUAUCACUGCUUUGCGGCGCAAACUAGCUGCAGAGGCUUCGGGACAUGUGCUCGAGGUCGCAAUCGGCACCGGUCGAAACUUGUCAUAUUACGACUGGAGCACCAUCCUUCAACCCGAAUCACCGUCUGCAUCGUCGACCGGACUCCAACACACAACAGCAGCUAAAGCCGUAGACCGCUCUGUUAAUGUCGCGGCGGCGCCGAUUCUCUCGUACACUGGAGUUGACAUCUCGGGCGAGAUGCUGGGCGUCGCCAUAGACAAGCUUGCGCAAAUGGUUCCCCAACUGGCAGGCGUUGAGUCUCAAGCCCAACAACAGUCCCUACCUGCACAGAGCCACUGGGGAGUAUACUCCUAUCUAUCGAACAAGUUGAGGGUUUUCCAGUCUGACAUACACGUUUUCAUUCCUCCCCCACCGGAGCAAAUCUCGACGUCAACAAAGUAUGACUUUGUCUGCUCAACAUUCUCGCUGUGUAGUGUUCGCGAUCCCAAACAAGUGAUUCGGGACCUAGCCAACAUGGUGAAGCCGGAUACUGGCAGAAUUAUCCUCGUCGAGCAUGGCCGAGGGUGGUGGGGUUUCGUCAACGGUUUGCUAGACAGGUCGGCGGCUUCACACUUCAAGAAGUACGGGUGCUGGUGGAAUCGAGAUAUCGCUCAUAUUAUCGAAAGCGCAGCUGAGUCGCUGCCCGAGCUCGAAGUAGUCAAACUCGAUCGCCCAUACAUCACUCAACUCGGAACUACCUUGUGGGUUGAAUUGAGAGUGUCGCACACCUCUUAA
Colletotrichum higginsianum IMI 349063 is the source of this 1269-nucleotide messenger RNA. Its product is annotated as Methyltransferase OMS1. Bases 1 to 1269 code for a protein of 422 amino acids. The record is from RefSeq and is a predicted model, not a curated record. Lineage: Eukaryota; Fungi; Ascomycota; Sordariomycetes; Glomerellales; Glomerellaceae. The transcript is spliced from 2 exons.